Mobula hypostoma (lesser devil ray) is the source of this 516-nucleotide messenger RNA. Its product is annotated as nanos homolog 2-like. The coding region runs from base 1 to 516 and encodes 171 amino acids. Gene Ontology annotation, molecular function: mRNA binding; zinc ion binding. Gene Ontology annotation, biological process: negative regulation of translation; oogenesis. Gene Ontology annotation, cellular component: perinuclear region of cytoplasm. The record is from RefSeq and is a predicted model, not a curated record. The transcript has 2 exons. Lineage: Eukaryota; Metazoa; Chordata; Chondrichthyes; Myliobatiformes; Myliobatidae.
AUGCCUUUGCAACUCCAGGAGGGCGCCCACCCGCCUUCUCCCUUCAGCGCGCUGGAGACAGUAGAUAGAGUAAUGGACAGGAGCGCCCCAGGAACCCCGGAGUUCGACAUGUGGAAGGAUUACCUGAACCUGGCCACUGAGGUCGAGGGGAUCCGGCGGUCCGGCGUCGGAGACGGAGCCGCGCCCGCCGCGCCCAGCCCGCCGCCGCGGGGCGCCUUCCGGCCGCUGGCGGUGGGCGAGCGGCCGCUCUCCCCGGAGGCGGCGAGGAAGGACGGCGACGGCAUCUGCGCCUUCUGUCGGCACAACGGCGAGUCGCGCAAGGUCUACUCCUCGCAUGUGCUGAAGGCGGACGGGGGGCGGGUGCUGUGCCCCAUCCUGCGGAACUAUGUGUGCCCGCUCUGCCGCGCCACCGGCGACUCGGCGCACACCCUCAAGUACUGCGUCUUGAACCCCGACCGGCGUUCGCUAUACCGCAACAGCGGUCGCAACUCGGUGGGCAAGAGGUCCAGGCGCUGA